AUGGAUAUUGGGAAGAAGCAUAACAUUGAUAUGAGCUUGGUUUUUGAUGCGGACCGCGGUGAACUUGACAAGUUACUUGUCAAAACUCUUAAAAGCGCCUCGUCGUCUGUCGCCAAGAACAGGAUGAUAGCAAUCGCUGCUGGUGUUCUUGGAGUUGCCGCCGUGUACUCCCUUUUCAACUUGCCAAUUAGCAAGCCGGUCCACUCUACUACGAAUACAGUCGGCACGACGUCUUCGGGCGCUGCUUAG
This is a messenger RNA of Peronospora belbahrii, 249 nucleotides long. The record is from the annotation of a GenBank genome assembly. Lineage: Eukaryota; Oomycota; Peronosporomycetes; Peronosporales; Peronosporaceae.